This is a messenger RNA of Triticum aestivum (bread wheat), 590 nucleotides long. RefSeq lists its product as uncharacterized. The coding region runs from base 10 to 339 and encodes 109 amino acids. The transcript is spliced from 2 exons. Lineage: Eukaryota; Viridiplantae; Streptophyta; Magnoliopsida; Poales; Poaceae. The record is from RefSeq and is a predicted model, not a curated record.
CUCCUGUGAAUGCCAAUUGACCAAAAUAAGGAGGAGCCUCACCAACUAAGGAGGCCCAAACAGGACAGCUGUUGUGUACAUUCUCCUGUUCCUGCCAUGGAGGCUUGGAGGAGGAAUGCCCUGCGCUGCGCGCUUCUCGUGCUGCUCCUCGCCGUUUCAAGCGGGGUGGCGAGGGCUCAGGGGGGCGGCGAGUGCUGGAGCACGGACAUGGGGUACGGCAUCUGCGUGAAGCCCGGCGGGUGCAGAGCUGCCUGCCAUGCCCUCGGCAAGAACGACGGCCAGUGCAACGGGGGCUACUUCUGGCCGGUCUGCGAGUGCCUGUCUCCACACUGCCACUAGGAUCGGAUUGGCGUUGCUACUAGGCAGGCAGACGCCUCGUCUCCUCGUCCGUUCGUCCCUCGUCAGUUGAGCACCUUCGCUUGAGCAGCUGCAGACUGCGACGUCGUUGCAAGUUACGGCUUAGCUAUGUGUGCGUUAAAACUUGAAGUAUGGUUUGAGGCAUCCCCGCCCUUUUGGCCCGCAUUGCUGUUUAUUUUAUAAAAUGGCAACACAAGUACGUAUUGGUUUACAUGAUAAAAACUUGAUCUCAA